Molecule: messenger RNA, 2328 nt
Organism: Vombatus ursinus (common wombat)
Lineage: Eukaryota; Metazoa; Chordata; Mammalia; Diprotodontia; Vombatidae
Gene: CCDC34
Product: coiled-coil domain containing 34
Exons: 7
Coding region: 1-1494 (497 amino acids)
Source: RefSeq, a predicted model, not a curated record
AUGACACAAAGAAGACAUUUAGGUACUCUGGACUCCCAGAUCCCCUCCAUCCUGGAGUGCGGGGGCGGGGGGGGGGGGGACGCCCUGGGGGCGUGGCCUUGCAAGUCACUCACUGCCAAAGGGGGGCUGAGGCCACUGGGGGCGGUGCCAGGUCGAAGCCCCACAGCGCCACCCGUACGCCGGACGCAGACGCGCACGCUAUGGGACCGAGCUGAAGCUAAGGACGGGGAGAAACAAAGCCCCCGGCGGCGUGGGGUGAGGGGGUGUCCGCGCGCUGCCCUGGCAACGCGUGCCGGCCCCGGCCCCGGAUUGGCUGCAGCGGCGGGCGGCGCGGUGCCUCCUGGGAGCGCGUUCCUGCCGCGGCGGCAGCCGGCGGGUUCCGUUCCGCCUCCCCUCCCCCUCCCUCGCCCCGGCUCCGGCCCCGGCCCCGGCGGCGCCGCCGCGGCCAUGGACACUGAGGAGGGCGCGCAGCCGCCGCCGCCGCGCAGGCGAGGGGAGGCCCCUGGCGGCUCGAGCCCGGCGCCCGCCUCGCCGCCGUCCCUGCUGCAGAGCGACAGCGACGGCGCCGAGGAGCGGCAGCAGCGCCGGGGGCGGAGGCAGCACCGGCCCGAGCCCGAGCCCGGCGGGGCGGAGGAGAAAGCGCCGCCGCCUCCUGGGGAGGAGGAGAGCGAGGAGGCCGGCCCGAGGGGGAGGGCCGCGUCCUCGGAAGGAGGGGAGACCUCGGGGCGCGCCAGAAUUAAAGAAAGAGAAAAUUCAGAAAAAGAACAUCAAUGGCUUGUAUUAGAGGCGAGUCUGACACCAUGGGAAGAGUGGUUUGUUUGCAAAGAAAAAGAACAACGUGCUCGUCUACAAAACAGAGCCUUGGAGGAACUAAGUCUACAACAAGAAAAAAGAAAAGAAGUGGAAGAGCGUGAAAAAAGAAAAAAAUAUGCGGAGGAAAAACACAAGGAAUGGCUUCACAAAAAGAAUGAACAGGAAAGAAAAGAAAGGGAACGGAAGCUUAAUAAAGAAAUGGAAGAAAAAGCAGCAAAGGACCUAGAGAAAGAGCAUUUGCAAGAAAAAGCUAAAGAAAAAUAUAAAGAAUGGUUAAGGAAAAAAAUGGCAGAAGAACAUGAGAGGAAAAAAAAGGAAAAGGAAGAAGAAAAGCAGCGGCUUGCUGAACAACAGGAAAAAAAAGAAAUCUCUGAAAAGAAGUUUAAGGAAUGGCUGCAAAAUGUGAAAAACAAACCUCGUCUCAUUCCGAGAAGCUAUGGCUAUGCCAAUGGGAAACUGACAGGUUACUACAGUGGAAUUGCCUGCCCACAGCCAAGCUUUUAUAAUCCAAUCCCAUGGAAGCCCAUUUACAUUCCUCCACCUAAGGAGUCGAAGACUGCUGUAACUGUGAAAAAGAGCAAAAGACCUGUGUCCAUUCCGCCUUACAGGUCCUCCUCUUUGGUGUUUCAUAAAAACAAGGGCAAUCUUUGCCUUGGAACUCUGUGCAGAAUGCAAAGAUAGUAUAUGUACCAGAUAGCCUGAAUGCUAAAAUACUCUUUUUUAAAACAAAACAAAACAAAACUAGAACUAUUUUUGUUACUCAGUAUUAGCUCAGUAUUUUGUGUGAUGAUUUAUCAUUUUUUGUAGCUGUCAGUAGGAAUCUGCAAGUUAAUUAAGGGAGAUAUUUGCACUUUUUUAUUUUUAUAAAUGUUUCAGAGGUGUGUGUUUGUAAAAAUUCGCAUAUAUACAAUUAAGAAAUAUAUUUGUAUUUAACUUGUCUAGAACUAUUCUGUAACACCAAUAAAAUCAAAAGAUUGUUCUUGUUUCUUCCACAGUGUAUGUUCUUAGGAUUAUGUGUAGCAAUGUAAUUAGAAUAAAUCUUGUAAUGAAUCUGCUUAUUCCAGAUAACCCUUAGAAGAAUCUUUAUAGGAUGGUGUUUUAUGAGAAUCAGAAACUAGAGUUGUUGGUGUUUUUACUAUUUCCUGCAAAAAUUUUGUUUGAAAAAACAAACUACCAACCAGCAUUUAGUAUUGUCCUGAAAACCAGAGAGAUGAGACUCCUGAGUUUUGUGAUCUCACAGUAGUGAGGACAGAGUUAUUAAGCUUUGGAUAUCAGGGAGGACUUGAGAAAAAAUGGUCAGUUGAUGGUAAUUUGUUUGUCUCCUAAAAUGAUGUUGUUUUAAAAAUCUAGUCCCCCAAAAGCUGUGUCCCAGAAUCAUGCAUUUUUACUGUUUAAAGGAAGUAAAUUUUGCAAAGUCUGAUAUCACUGAUCUUAUUGAUAAAUAAAUUGAGACCAACAGUAGUAUCGAAGGAUUAUUUUUAAAAACACAGUUUUAUUAAAAUAUAAAACUUUUAA